AUGGCCAGUAGUGUAUGUGCUGUAAGACCAAAUUGCACGGUCGUUGCUAGCUCGUCUUUGGUUUCGUCGCAGGAGCCGUCAGGUCGAGCACCGCGGUCGGGGGAGGAACACAAUGGCGGGACCCGCGCGCUGGCUGGCCACGUGCGCUACCUGACUCUGGGCGGGCUUUGGCCGCGCGCGCGCGGAACCCCCUACCUGGUGUACGCGGCGCUGGUGCAGCUGUGCGGCGCCGCCUACGUGGCAGUCUGCCUGCUCAGCGUGUACUCUGCGCGCGGCGACGUGGCGGGCAUCUCGCACACGCUGAUGCACACCCUCGAGAUCAGCUCCGGGGUGCUGAAGGCAGGGCUCUUCUUCCGCAAGCGGCGGGCCUUCUACCGGCUGGUGCGGGACCUCGAGCUAAUGGAGUCCCGGGACUGGGGUUGCCCCGAGCUGGAGGCCGCUCGGCGAUGGGCGCGCUGGAUGACGGUGUCACUGAGCGCCUACAUCUACGCUCUGAUCCUGCUGUGGCUUCCGUCGCCGCUGCUGGCGGGCGGUGACGAGUGGCUGCUGCCGCUGGUGCAGCUCCACGGCGUGGACUGGUCACGGCGGCCCGCCGCCUACGCCGCGCUCUACGCACUGCAGUGCGCCGUGCCACUCACGCAGGUGCCCGUCGUCAUCGGCCUGGACUGCUUCUUCGUGGCGGCCAUGCUGCACGUGGGGGCACUACUGCAGCUGCUGGGGCAGCGCGUCUCCAGUCUGCGAGUCUCGAGUGACAGUUACUCUGAAGACUCUGCUAGCGACGAGGAACGGGACAUUCUCUACGCAGAACUCUGCAGCUGCAUCCAGAGUCAUCAGAAAAUAACAAAGUAA
This is a messenger RNA of Schistocerca piceifrons (Central American locust), 849 nucleotides long. RefSeq lists its product as uncharacterized. The record is from RefSeq and is a predicted model, not a curated record. The transcript has 2 exons. Gene Ontology annotation, cellular component: plasma membrane. Lineage: Eukaryota; Metazoa; Arthropoda; Insecta; Orthoptera; Acrididae. The coding region runs from base 1 to 849 and encodes 282 amino acids. Gene Ontology annotation, biological process: detection of chemical stimulus involved in sensory perception of smell; sensory perception of smell. Gene Ontology annotation, molecular function: odorant binding; olfactory receptor activity.